This is a messenger RNA of Homo sapiens (human), 5482 nucleotides long. It is a transcript of the gene BRD7, whose product is annotated as bromodomain containing 7. The record is from RefSeq and is a predicted model, not a curated record. Gene Ontology annotation, biological process: positive regulation of DNA-templated transcription. Gene Ontology annotation, cellular component: chromosome; nucleus. Gene Ontology annotation, molecular function: transcription corepressor activity. The transcript is spliced from 13 exons. NCBI's taxonomy places the organism in Eukaryota, Metazoa, Chordata, Mammalia, Primates, Hominidae. Bases 876 to 2228 code for a protein of 450 amino acids.
UGUGUACUUAAGGUCUGGUCCCAUAGCUUUCAUCAGAUGCUUAGAGAUCCAAGACCUGGCAUAUUUACAGUCAUGGCCCAAACUGAAGAUCCACAUAUACUUCAUCCACUUUAAUACCAAAUUUAUUGCGACCCUUCACUCAGUCUUACGUACUUGUACAUAGAACUCAGUCUACUUAUUUUUGUUCUAUUUAAGUGUUCUAACCUGUCAUCACUAUUAAAUAGUGGAAUUUGAAUUUUUUUUGUUUUUUAAACAAAUUUGUAGGGGGCAGAUUCUCUUUUCUUGGGUUUUUCUUUCAACUUAGUAAGGCCUUGGCAUAAUGAAUCGCACAUUUAUAGAUGUAAAAAUUACUUAACUAUGAAAGCAUGCAGUGGGGUCAAGUUCUCCAGCACAUAGCGGACUUGGAAAUUUAAGCCAAAAAGACAGUUUUGGUAAUUUGGCUACUCCAGUUACAUGUUUUAACUCCUUGAGGUUGUAUGGUUUAUUUCACAUUGGCAUGGUUUUGCAACAUUCUGCAAAUUAUGUUUAGUUUAUGAUAGUAUCCAAACACAUAAAAGUAGUGUAAAUGUUUUAACAUUUUUUGCUCAGUUAAUGUGAAUUUGGCAGGAAAUACUGCGAUAAUUUAGGACUGCUCCGUUUUCAGUCAAGAUCUGAAAUAAAAUGUUCAAUUCCUAAAUGGAAAUUUAAGAUGUUUGUUUUAAAGCUAGGAGUAAUAUUUUUUUUAUUUACAUGAACUACUCAGCUAAAAUCAUUACAUAUGAAAUAGAAGUAUUUUCUUCACAUUUUUUUUAUGUGCAGUAAGAUUAUACUGAAGAAACCCAUUUAAAAGUUUCAUUCUGGGAUCUACAGUUUAUAUACAGGAUAACUUCAAACUAAUGUGUACUAAUGCCAUGAUUUACAAUAAACCAGAGACCAUUUAUUAUAAAGCUGCAAAGAAGCUGUUGCACUCAGGAAUGAAAAUUCUUAGCCAGGAAAGAAUUCAGAGCCUGAAGCAGAGCAUAGACUUCAUGGCUGACUUGCAGAAAACUCGAAAGCAGAAAGAUGGAACAGACACCUCACAGAGUGGGGAGGACGGAGGCUGCUGGCAGAGAGAGAGAGAGGACUCUGGAGAUGCCGAAGCACACGCCUUCAAGAGUCCCAGCAAAGAAAAUAAAAAGAAAGACAAAGAUAUGCUUGAAGAUAAGUUUAAAAGCAAUAAUUUAGAGAGAGAGCAGGAGCAGCUUGACCGCAUCGUGAAGGAAUCUGGAGGAAAGCUGACCAGGCGGCUUGUGAACAGUCAGUGCGAAUUUGAAAGAAGAAAACCAGAUGGAACAACGACGUUGGGACUUCUCCAUCCUGUGGAUCCCAUUGUAGGAGAGCCAGGCUACUGCCCUGUGAGACUGGGAAUGACAACUGGAAGACUUCAGUCUGGAGUGAAUACUUUGCAGGGGUUCAAAGAGGAUAAAAGGAACAAAGUCACUCCAGUGUUAUAUUUGAAUUAUGGGCCCUACAGUUCUUAUGCACCGCAUUAUGACUCCACAUUUGCAAAUAUCAGCAAGGAUGAUUCUGAUUUAAUCUAUUCAACCUAUGGGGAAGACUCUGAUCUUCCAAGUGAUUUCAGCAUCCAUGAGUUUUUGGCCACGUGCCAAGAUUAUCCGUAUGUCAUGGCAGAUAGUUUACUGGAUGUUUUAACAAAAGGAGGGCAUUCCAGGACCCUACAAGAGAUGGAGAUGUCAUUGCCUGAAGAUGAAGGCCAUACUAGGACACUUGACACAGCAAAAGAAAUGGAGCAGAUUACAGAAGUAGAGCCACCAGGGCGUUUGGACUCCAGUACUCAAGACAGGCUCAUAGCGCUGAAAGCAGUAACAAAUUUUGGCGUUCCAGUUGAAGUUUUUGACUCUGAAGAAGCUGAAAUAUUCCAGAAGAAACUUGAUGAGACCACCAGAUUGCUCAGGGAACUCCAGGAAGCCCAGAAUGAACGUUUGAGCACCAGACCCCCUCCGAACAUGAUCUGUCUCUUGGGUCCCUCAUACAGAGAAAUGCAUCUUGCUGAACAAGUGACCAAUAAUCUUAAAGAACUUGCACAGCAAGUAACUCCAGGUGAUAUCGUAAGCACGUAUGGAGUUCGAAAAGCAAUGGGGAUUUCCAUUCCUUCCCCCGUCAUGGAAAACAACUUUGUGGAUUUGACAGAAGACACUGAAGAACCUAAAAAGACGGAUGUUGCUGAGUGUGGACCUGGUGGAAGUUGAGGCUGCCUGGUAUUUGAUUAUAUAUUAUGUACAUACUUUUUCAUUCUUAACUUAGAAAUGCUUUUCAGAAGAUAUUAAAUAUUUGUAAAUUGUGUUUUUAAUUAAACUUUGGAACAGCGAAUUUGGAUGUUCCAGAGGUUGGACUUGUAUUAGGUAAUAAAGCUGGACCUGGGACUCGUGAGGAAGGAAUGUGCUUGGGGCUGUUGCCAUACCUGUGCAGCAUUCUUUCAAAAUAGUGCCUUCCAAUGCUUCUUCCUUAUGUCCCACAGACAGGAUCAUCACUAAGAAGCGUUCUUAAAACGGCCCCAUCCAGUGAGAUUUUCCGUUAUACGAACAUACUUGAAAUAAUUUUAGAAUUUACUACUGUGGUUCUGCCCCUGCAUACCCAGUGGGAAUGAUGCCCUUGUAUGGGUAAUUAGGCACCUCCCACCCACCCCUGACAAAAGCACACUGGGAGUUUUAUAGCACUGUCACAUGGCUAGUGUUCUUUUUUGGUUUUUUCCGUUUUUUAAAGAAAGAGGAGUUACUUAGUACUAUAGCAAAGUAAUAAGCCAAAUAAGAUAAACUAAGUCAUCCUUGAAUAGAUCAGGGAAUUACCAGAUUACCAAAAGGUGACAUUUCUACUUUACUUACUGUUUAUCUGAAAUACAAAGGUCAAGUACCCAAGGAGUUGAACUCUAAGUAGGAGACCACAAGAUUCAUGGCCCCCUUUUAUCAGCAAGCUGAGAUAAAUGGUGAUUUUGCUGAAUCGGUAUAGAACCUGUUAUACACAAGGGAAAAAAAUCAGGAUGGAGAUAGAUAGAUAGAUAGCCUUGUUCAGUGAACAAAUUAAGUUUGAAGGCCCUUAUACAAUCCUUCUAUAAAUCACCCAGGCAGGAAGCCAUUUGAUUUCUAUUAUUUUCCUGACUUUGAAAAUUAAUUAGUAUUUAGGAAGAACAAAUAGGGUAAAGGAAAAUUAAUUCCCUCAAAAGACUUAAAAUCUUAUGCUAAAAGAGUCAAAUUUUCAAGUUGUUUGAGUCUACUUUUAAUCUCUAGUGAGUUCAUGAGGACCACGAAAAUAAAAUACCUUCAGAUAUUUGAGUUUUUCAAAUUGCUAAUUUAAUGUAUAAAAAGCAGCUAAACACUGGUACUUUAUAAAAAUGAAACAGCAUUUUGAAACAAAUGUUACAGAUCUAUAAAUAUUCAUUAUAUAGAAUAAACCCUAGUUACUUGCAUGCACCACCUCAAAUCAUAUUUCUUUACACUGACCUAUUAUAUACACAAAGUAUACAGUGGUUAAUGAUCUUCUCUUCUGUUUGUUUGUUUGUUUGUUUGUUAGGAAAUUUCCUCAAUAAGCCAGAAAACCUUAGGUAUUAUUUUCACAAAAGUUAACUCAGGAGAAAUUGUAAGGAAGUCCUUGACCCAUGGAGAAGGUCACUGUUUGUUUGUUUGUUAGAUACGUGUGUCUGUCAUAAAACAAAAUGACACCAGUAAUUACUUGGUAAUUUAAAAACAAGUUCAUAAAAAGAAAAUACCUGCAGGUAAUUUUUAUGGUCAGUUAUAUUCUAUAACCUGAACACUGAAAACUAAAAACUUUUACUUACAAACUAUUAUUAUCUGAGCACAGCACAGUGCUUUGCUUUAAUUGGAAAUAAAAAUGCAUGAGUGAGUGGUAGUCAGUUAUUUGUUAAACUCCCAACUGGGGUUUCUGUUGUUACUGAAGAAAAAAACAAAUAUUCCAAGAGUACAAAUAUGCUGACCUCAGAGAGGCCCAGUGCACUAAUGUGUUUCUAUGUUAUAUUAGCAACAGAAACCUUCCUGACUUGCCAGGAGAGCCCCCGCCGGGCAGCCCUGGUCACUGCUAGAUCUUGAGAGCACAGAUUUCAGUAUAGUAUUCAUGUGAAACCAGCCCUUCAUGUAAAAAGUUUUGGUGUGUAAAAAAGGCAACUUAAGCGAGGCUAAUUGCCCUUACCAGCAUUGUUGCCAUGAAAUUCCUUUAUACAGCAAGUUCUUCUAUUCAUACUGAUUCCACUUAUGUGCAGCACAUGAGAGCUGCCACUAGUCUACCCAGCACCUUUGUGCAAAUUAGAAUACACCUGCCCUUCCUCGGGCUGAUAAAGCCACACGACACAGCACAGGCAGACAGGUUCAAUUUUCGUUCCCUCCACCGCCACCCCCGCACUUAGCUGUACUCUUAAUUUGCAGCCCGGGGCAACUCAUCCCAGGACCCCAACAAGUCUGGUCAGUCACCCAAUCUGCAACCCUGUAUAAUCAUCUUGUAAAGGCUCCUGUAUGCAAGACUUUGUGUAGAACUUUACGGGGUUCAUGGGGACACCUAGCUAAGAAUCCCUGCUAUGUAGGGAAACUGAGUGCAUUAGAAAUCCUGGCGAUGCUCUGGUGAUGAGGCCACCGGUUAAGUCUUCCGGUUAUGAAGUCCAUUCAGAAAAAGUCACGGGCAGUUUGGUCAUUUCUCACCCUGUUGUUACAGUUAGGUUGACUUUCAAUUCCUUGGGAAGUUGAAGCACAGUAAGACACAUCCCCAAAACCUGGCUUUUUGCAUUUGCCUUGACUCACGCAGUUUCAGAGCAAGAACGGCUCAGCAUUUGUGAGGGGGCGGGCUUCCCAGAUCCAGGAGCCUCUGCAUGCACCCAUGCGGAGUAGAUCCUUCUAGUUUUGAAGCUCUCCAGAGUUAGCUGUGAAGACUAAAGGAAAGAAGAGAUGCACUCACAGGUUGUCCAAGUUGUCUCUAAACAGACUCCAUUCCUUUCUGGUAAGAAAAGUAAGAUACAGUUGAAGGACGGCAGGGGAGAACGCAAAGAUGUGUGAGUAAUCAAGGAAGAGGUGAAAGGCCGCACCUUACUUUCAAAGCACCUCUCUCCAGAAUGCUUGCCUCACAAGCUGCCUCAUUCAAAGGCAAGGCUCUGCUGCUCCCCGCCUUCUUGCUGUGACCACAUUCCUCAGGACUCUAUCCCCACAGCCAGCUGACCCCAUAAGCUGAUGCUAGACAGUAGUCCUCCUUACAUGUCAGUGGUUAAAAAGGCAGAGCAUACACUGGAGGGAAGAGAUUUAUGUCUAGUGUCUGAAAAGUCAUUCAAAAGGAUAAAAACCCCAUUAAUGUAUUCAUUUAAAACAAACAUGCCAGACAAGGCAAAAAGUAACAGUGUUAAUUGUGGUGUUUUUCUCUCUACCUGUUUGAAACCGUUUACAGAUGUAAAACACCCCUUUCAGCUUCAUUUACCAGAAUGCCUCUGUGAGAAAUGCUGUCAUUGCCAGGC